AUGGAAAAUGGUAUUGAAAUAGUAGUUAUUGAAGAUUUAGAGGAGUAUUUACAUAUGGAAGAUAGUAGCUGCUCAGAGUUGGAAGAUAUUGAAGAAUUUAGGAAACAUGUUACGGAUUCUGAACAAGAUUGCGAGGAUUUUGAAUUAUCAACUGAUAACGCAAUCAUUGAUCAGACAUAUCACACGAAACCAUACCUGAAGAAGACGUACCAGCGAGUUCAUUGCAACGUAGCUAUUAUUUGGGAAAGGAUAGUGCAACUAAAUUGA
Parnassius apollo (apollo) is the source of this 267-nucleotide messenger RNA. NCBI's taxonomy places the organism in Eukaryota, Metazoa, Arthropoda, Insecta, Lepidoptera, Papilionidae. The record is from the annotation of a GenBank genome assembly.